Molecule: messenger RNA, 1405 nt
Organism: Eurytemora carolleeae
Lineage: Eukaryota; Metazoa; Arthropoda; Copepoda; Calanoida; Temoridae
Source: RefSeq, a predicted model, not a curated record
GACGGAAUAGUCUUAGUAAUCUGCGUGUUUCUGUCCCAAGUAUUGUCCUAAGAGGAGAGAAUACGACAUUUAACUGCACCUGGGACACUGAUAAGACAGAUAAGAUCUGGGCGGUGAAAUGGUACCGUGGAACAAUCGAAAUAUUUAGAAAUAUUUUCGACGAAAUACCUCCGAUCAAAACCUUCCCGUUGGAUAAUUUCCAUAUCGAUGAAUUUAUUUCUGAUGGAAAAACCUUGCUACUUAGAAAUGUUAAUUUUCAUAAUACUGGAGAAUACAGCUGUGAGGUUAUUGCGGACCAGACGUUUCAUACUCUGAUAAAGAAGGCACACAUGCAAGUUGUAGAUUUGCCCGAUGAUAAGCCUCGUAUAUCUGGGAUUAAGGAUAAGUAUCAGAUCGGUGAAACUAUUGAAGCAAUGUGUACAUCCUGGCAUUCUCAUCCACCAGCAAACCUUUCCUGGUUUAUCAAUGAGGAACCGGCCCGAACUGAUUACCUGAAGCCCCUGAAGAUCCGGGAAGAAUACGAUGAAACCUUUACUUCUGUUCUCAACCUCAAGUUUGAAAUCUCCCAUCAUCAUUUUAGAAACGGAGCUAUCAAGCUGAAAUGUACCUCGAGCCUUCUAACCAUCUACUGGCAAAGCAGCAUGGUUGAGCUUCAUGAAGCAAGUCCUAGACUGGGUCAGCUUGGUAUUGGUAAAGACGAGACAACAACUGUUGUGACACGUGAAACCCAAUCCGAUAGAUCAGCUGUUAUUACAGCUGACACCGCCAAGAUUGAAGCAAAACCGGUUAUGCCAGUUGCAUCCCUUUCCACCCUGGUCCUGGCUGGCUUUGGGGUUAUGGAAUACAUAGUGAUAAAUACUGUACUAUCAGAACUAAUCCUUUCAGUGUUACUUCGCUGAUCUAACGAAGGUUAAUUUAUUUUAUGUAAGAAUAUAUGUUACAGAUUAAUGAUAUAUUUAUCUUUUUGUAAAAAUACAUGUCAUUUUAAUAUACCCUUUUCUAUUCGUAAAUUAAAGUAAUUAAAAUAUGAACGUUUUUCAAGGAUCAAACAAAAAAUGUAUAGCAUGUGAUAUUUAUAAUAUUUAAUGAAUUCAAAUAUGUCCUCAAAAGAAACUGAAUUUUAGCCCCAAACUCUAAUGUCCUUGCAAUCCGAUAUUGUGACCAUUUCAAAUUAUAAGUUCUGUUGGAUUAAAUAACCUAAGUUUGAAAUAUCAAAAGUUUACCCCGUCAGGUUGCAAAGAUAUAUAUAUAUAUAUAUAUAUUUAAGUGUGUGGCAAAAAAACAGUUCCUUUGUGAUUCAUUGCAAUUGCAAUUGUAAAUGCAGAUGUUUUUGAGAAAAAUGUGUACCCAUUUAAAGGAAGUGUUCUCGAAAAAGGAAAGUUGGUAUAGGCUGAAAUGACUUCAG